Lepisosteus oculatus (spotted gar) is the source of this 8462-nucleotide messenger RNA. Lineage: Eukaryota; Metazoa; Chordata; Actinopteri; Semionotiformes; Lepisosteidae. The record is from RefSeq and is a predicted model, not a curated record.
CCUGUGAAUCCCUCUAAUUCAACGGCACCGCUGAACGCUGAGGUGAAACUUAAUUUGCGGGCGCAAGAUAAAUAACUGUAGUUCAUCCACGCCGCCAGUCGUCAGUGUUUGCUGUAAGGGCCACAUGCUCAUUGGCUCGGAGGGGUUUUUUCUGAUAACGCGGCUGUAUCAGCAAGAGGGCGACUGCAGAGACAGCUGCCUGCCUGCCUCCCUCCCCGUCGCUGUGGUCGCGGCAGAGACGUCUCUGUCGCCUCGGAAGCUACACCGGCUCUUGAGAUCCCCCCCCCCAGCACAGAAAGCCCGGACUGCGGAGACACGGGUGGAUAAGGGCGUCACAAACAUGCAAGGAGCCCACGAAGAGCACGACCCAAGCCGCUGAGAGGAUGUCCCCCGCAGAGAGCUAUCGCAGCGGCCAGCACGGUUCAAACGGAGCAGCGGGCACACAGGAGGCAUGACAGAGGAGAAAUGCCCGCAGUUGGUAGACUAUUUCGUGGUGGCGGGGCUGACGGGCAGCUCGGCCCCCCUGGACGAGGAGGGGCAGCAGCGGGCGUCCCGCCCCGUGCUGCCCGUGACCGAGCUGGCCGUGAUCGCCCGCGCGCUGGGCGAGGAAGUGCCCGAGGGCUUCACCUGCAUCGAGAAGACCCAGGGCGGGCAUCCGGCCGAGCUCAGCGCCGGCUUCAUCAACAACCCCCACAUGUUCCUCUGCUACAAGAGAGGGCACGACAAGGCGCCCAUCCUGGAACUGGGGGUGCUGUACGAGGGGAAGGAGGCGGCGAAGACGGGGUGGCACGUCAUCGAGACCACGCCCUACAGCCGCUCCGCCAACCUGAGCUCGGGGGGCCCGGGCACCCAUCGCACCUUCCUCACCUACCGCCGGGCGCCUGACUCGCAGGCCCUCCACACGCUGGGCGUCACCGACAUCUCCCUCAUCAUGCCCAGCAAGGGCGAGAGCGCGCCCCACACCUUCUGCAAGGUGGACAAGAACCUCAACGUGUACGGAGCCGCCAUCCAGUUCUACGAGGCGUUCCCGCGGGAGCAGCUGUCCGAGAAGCAGCGCGCGCGCCUGGGCCUGGUCAGCGUGGUGGACCGGCGGCCCAUCACCAACCGCGCGGUUCACGUCAAGAAGAGCAUCUGCGUGCUCUCCCACUGGCCCUUCUUCGACGUCUUCCAGAAGUUUCUCACCUUCAUCUACCGCUACUCCAUCUCUGGCCCCCACAUCCUGCCACUGGAGAAACACAUCUCCAGCUUCAUGCACAACGUGCCCUUCCCCUCUCCACAGCGGCCUCGCAUCCUGGUGCAGCUCUCGCCCUACGACAACCUGUUGCUGUGCCAGCCGGUGUCCUCUCCGCUGCUCCUGAGCGGCGCCAGCUUCCUGAAGCUGCUCCAGAACCUGGGCCCGGAGAACGCGGCCACGCUCCUGCUGGCGGUGCUGACGGAGCACAAGCUGCUGCUGCACUCCCUGCGGCCCGACGUGCUCACCUCCGUGAGCGAGGCGCUGGUGUCCAUGACCUUCCCCCUGCGCUGGCAGUGCCCCUACAUCCCCCUGUGCCCGUUGCGGAUGGCCGACGUGCUGUGCGCCCCCAUGCCCUUCAUCGUGGGCGUCCACUCCAGCUACUUUGAUCUCUACGACCCCCCGGCCGACGUCAUCUGUGUGGACCUGGACACCAACACCAUCUUCCAAUCAGAGGAUAAGAAGCCCCUGUCCUGGAGGUCUCUGCCCCGCAAGCACUGCAAGAUCCUGCUGGCUUCUCUGAGCAGCCUGCAUCAGCAGCUGGAGAAGAUCUGCAGCCCUGGCCAGGAGGAGGCCACGCUGGAGUUCCUGCUGACCGACUAUGACGUGAUCUACAGGCGGCAGAAGCAGCUGGAGCUGGAGAUCCAGGAGGCCUUCCUGCGCUUCAUGAGCUGCCUGCUGCGGGGCUACCGGGCCUUCCUGCUGCCCAUCACCCAGGCCCCCUCCGAGAGGACCACGGACUGCAGCAGCCUCUUCAACCUGCACGGGUUCCUGAAGUCCCGGGACCGGGCCCAGCAGAAGUUCUACAUCCAGCUGACCCGCACUCAGAUGUUCACCCAGUUCAUCGAGGAGUGUUCCUUCGUCAGCGACCGCCACGCCUGCCUGGAGUUCUUCGACGAAUGUGUGCAGAAGGUGGACGUGGAGCGGCCGGAGGAGGUCCGGCUGAUCGACCUGGACGAGAGGCACAGCGGGGAGCACACGGUCUUCAUCAUGCCCCCCGAGGAGCCCCAGGGGCCUGAGGGCACCGAGUGUCCUGCCCCCUACAGCUACGAGACGUUCCCCUCCCUGAAGGCGGAGCUCUUUGACAGGCCGCAGGAUCUGCUGAGAGUCCAGGCUAAGGAGAGUGCCCCCAGCAGCCCCGCCCCUCGGCGCACUAAGCAGGAGAUCAAGCUGGCACAGAAGCGGGCACAGAAGUACGCCUCUGUGCCCGAGAUGUGGUCUAAGUGCCUGCUGGGCCACUGCUACGGCCUGUGGUUCAUCUACCUGCCCACCUUCGUCCGGGCGGAGAGCGCCAAGGUGCGGGCGCUGCAGACGGCCUACGAGGUGCUGAAGCACAUGGAGACCAGGAAGGUGGUGCUGCCCGACGAGGUGUGCUACCGGAUCCUGAUGCAGCUGUGUGGGCAGUACGGCCAGCCCGUCCUGGCAGUGCGAGUGCUGCUGGAGAUGAAGAAAGCGGGCAUCACGCCCAACACCAUCACUUACGGCUACUACAACAAGGCGGUGCUAGAGAGCAAGUGGCCCUCCACCAGCCACGGCGCCCGGCUGCGCUGGGCCAAGCUGCGCAACGUGGUGCUCGGCGUGGCGCAGUUCCGGCAGCCCAUCAAACUGCGCCAGCAGGGGGAGUCGCCCUUGUGUUCCCGGGCAGAUAACCUGGUCGAGCGUCCCCCGAGGCCCCGCCCCCACUCCAGCCUGGUUCGACAGUCCAGCUGGAGCGGCCUGAGUGAAGGCUCCAGCCACGAAUCGCUGAGCGGCCCUCUGGUGAAGAGCAACAGCCUGAGCAGCAUGCGAGGCCCGGCAGACAAGUCCAGGGCGCUCCGGAAGACUGCCCGGCACACCGUGGGCGCCGACGGCCUGGCAGCGGCUGGCAAGCCCCCCGCCCCGGGCCGGCAGCCCCGAGACCCCACGCCCCCGGCCACGCCCCGCGCCCGCUACACCGUGGAGCGCAGCCAGGUCUGCCUGUCCACCUUCUACGCGGAGUGCGCCGAGCCCGGCCAGGCCUGCAGCUGCCAGCCAGGAGAGAGGCCAGACAGCCGGCCGGCCGGGCAGCGGGCCAGCCCGGGCAGGAAGGCGGUGGACGAGAACUGCAACAACGUGCGCAGCACGCCCUCGCCCGGCCGCGGCCUGGCGGGCAAGCUGCAGCAGCUGCUGACCCCCACCAGGCACCGGGCGUCCAUGCGGCGCACCGCCAGCGUGGACGAGCGCCCGGCGGCGGGCGGGGGCCUCCCCGGGCGCCGGGUCUCCGAGCAGCGGCAGUCGCGGAAGUCCCAGGUGGCGGAGAGCCUGCUGAAGGCCAAGGACCGGCUCCACCCCGCCGCCUCGGAGAGCUCCCUGUCCGUCGGCAGCGACGCUGACCUCUCGGACGCCGCCUCCGUGACCCUUCACCUCCGGACCUCGUGGGACGCCGCCCAGGAGGCCAGCGGGCUGGAGGUGCUGAUGUCCAGCUGCAGCCUGUGCCGGAAGUGCAACUCCCUGGUGUACGACGAGGAGAUCAUGGCCGGCUGGACCUCCGACGACUCCAACCUCAACUCCACCUGCCCCUACUGCACCUGCACCUUCGUGCCCCUGCUCAACGUGGAGAUCAGCGAGCCGGGCCCGCCCACCAGUUCGGAGCGAGACUCUGUCAGCGCGGAGGAAGGGUUUCCGCCCACAGAUGGCGGCACGGCGCCCCCUGGUGCCCUGACCGCGUCGGUGCGCCACCUCUACAACGGGCUGGACAGCGAGGACUCGGGUUCUGAGACCAGCGGGCAGUCCGAGACUAGUUCUGCGGCACCGGCCCCCGCAGCGGGCGGGCCCCCCCUGGUGACGGUGGCGUACCUCAGCCCCCUGGUCCUGCGGAAGGAGCUGGAGAGCCUGCUGGAGAACGAGGGCGAGGCCGUGCUGUCCCAGGGCCAGCUGGUCGACAGCCACUCCAUCAUCUUCUGGAACCUGGUGUGGUACUUCAGGCGCCUGGGCCUGCCCAGCAACCUGCUGCAGCUCAUCCACUCCUCCCAGCUCGCCGCUCACCUGUCGCAGGCAUCGGAAGGCUCCGCUUGGAGGGUGCGCUUGCUCUGGGACACCAUCACCCCCGACACUGACCACUGGCCCCCCCUUUACGUCCUCUGGAGGAUACACAGCGGUGUGCCCAUGCGACACCACAGCUGGCGCCGACACAACCACCCCUUCACGCUGGGCUUCCUGGAGGAGGUGCUGCGCUGGGUGGGCAUGAACGAGGUGCACAAGGCCGUGUCGCUCUUCCUGGAGACCGUGGGCAAGCAGCCGGGGACUCCCCUGAUCCAGAGGGGUCUGUAUCGGGAGUUCCUCUUCCUCACCCUGGCUGCUAUGGGCAAGGAUCAUGUGGCUGCUUUCGACAAGAAGUACAAGGCAGCCUACAGCCGGUUGAGCGGCUCGCUGGGCAGGGAGGAGCUGCGCAGGAAGAGGGCGCAGCCGCCCAGCCCCAAGGCCGUCGACUGCCGCAAGUCCUUCCUCAUCCCCCUGGAGUGCUGAUCCCUGCCAGGCCACCAGGGGGAGCCACAAAGGCACCGGGCAAGAAGGAGGCAGAAUGUACUAUCCUGGGCAGUCUUUACCCUGCUCCCUUACUUCUUAGACGCCAAAGCCCUGUUUCUUCCAAACUGUUUCAAGGGGGUGUUUUUCGAUCUGUGGUGCACUUCCUUGCGAAGACCCAGUCUUUACACCCUACACACUAGACCCUGACCUGUCCGCUGUCCCCUAACCUCUAACAAUCUAAACCUCUGUUCUGAUGACAGGCCAUCCUGCAGCAGUAGUCUCCGUGCCUGAUCAUGAUGUGAUUAUAGGAGUCUUCAAUUAGCAACUAAUGACGCCCUUCACCAUGACUAAUUAAGACUAAUUAGAUCCAUGAAAGCAGCUUCAUUGGCAUGAAAGACCAAGAAUGAAAAAAAACAAUACCUACCUAGUCCCUCCAUCCUGUCCCUCUCCGCUGUACAGCCCAAAUUCCCUACGGAUUGCUUUCUCCGACUCCGAUCCCAGUUGCCUGCUCAGCCCCUGCCCUCAGUCACGGCUUCCAGGAGAUCGCCGCAGGUGGGCCAGCGGACGCCCUUGUCCAGAGACUCGGACCAGGAGCCGCUGCCCGGUUUCCCCUCGCUCCGGCGAGGAGUAAGGUACCAGCUGAGGCGGCACAGCCUGCCGGGAGGCGGAUGCCCUCUGAGAGGGAGGGAGGCCGUGUGCGUGUGGCGGUGGUUUGUGGGAAGGGGACUUGAUCCCUGAAAGACGGUCAAACUGGACAGCUGUCCCUCCCUCCCCUGCCGCUCCUCCCAUGUCCCCCGGCAGUCCCCGGAGAGAGACAGAAUGACUUUGAGUUAGUUUUAUUUUUCGUUCCUUGUGAUGGAUGAGGCUUACUUCACUGUUCUGGUUUUGUGGGGAGGGUGUUUGUAAACCAGAUGGCAGCUCUGUACUAUUCUGGAGGAUUUCCAGGUGACUGACUAUCCCGCGCGUCUUGCUGGUUGUUUGGAAUCUGACUUGGGCCACAGGCAGUGCCCUGGUGCACACCUCUUUUUUUUUUUUUUGCUACUCCCGUAAGGUAGAGAUGAGCCAUUUAUCUCGAUUUUCCCAUUGAUUCUGUGAGCGCUGGAUUUGUUAAAACGUUGUUAAGCCAAGCGGCUCAUCCAGUUGAGGCAGCAGCUCGGAGAGCAGGUUGAAGCCUGCGAUUGAAAGGUCACGGCUUUGAGUCUGGAUAGAGCUGCCAGCAGAACGUGACCAGGAUUGCCCUGGCUGUGGCGCACAGUCGGCGAAAACACCAGCAGGGCCAGGGUUGAAGGUAGCUGGCUUGAGCCCCCCUGGCUUUCUGGCCGAGGAUCACUCAGACUUCCAAUGUGCACUAACUCCUUGCAGCUCCAGGAAUCGCAGCUUGCUGGAGAACUGAGUCUUAAAACAGCUGCCAAUUGCGGUGUUGCAGAAACUCAUGUAAGAUCUCCUGCCCUUCACCUGUUUGCCAGUCCCUGCAGGCCUGAAAAGUAGGCAGAGGGGGGAGAAAGGCGGGAAAUUAUUUUGCGAGCAAAUUCUUUAAUUGGAUUUCUUCUGGUUUCCACCAACACCUCAGAUCCCAUUACGAGUUUGUGUGGACAACAUGAAUAGACAGACUUGGCUUUCUGACUAUGAGGGGCAUCGUUAUGUGCCUGUACUGCAUCUAAUGACUGUUAAAUAUUAAAGCCAGUACAGAGAACUCCAUAGUCAGAUUAACCCCUUUCACUCCUGAAAGACAGAGAACGUGAACUAAUGGCAUUAAUGGUGAAGGAAAUUCCUCCUGACCUUGUAGAAUCCUCACCUUCCUUUAACCGCAAGAGUUCACAUUUGUAUUCUGUUGCAUUUUUAAAUGAAUGCUUUGUGUGCUGUAAAGAGUCAGCCACAAUGCUGUGAGUAUUACAGGCUCUUUACUCUCCAUCAUUAAAGACAAUGGUGCACAACUGCUUUUGCAGCUGAGACAGAGGUGACCCAUUGAUUCUGUUGAUUCUGUGUGCAUUAGACAUGUUAAAACUGGACACUGAACUGACCCUUCCAACAGCAAACAAAGGAUGUUCUCCUUCCUCUAGCUGUCACGUCUGCCUAUUCAUCUCUCCUCCUAAUAAACUCCUAAUAGGUUCUGAGCCCCGAGGAAGGGGGUGGCACUGAUCUACGCCUUCCAACACGUUCAGGACUAUGCAGUAGUCUACCAGUCUGCUCCAUUACUCCAUUUACUGUGCGACGAAGAGCUGCGUUAUGUCUUUGCUCAGGGCGAGGACCAAUACAGCAGUUAAACAGCCAGUUGCAUGUUCCUGGCUCACUGGGUGGUGGAGAAAGUGAAGAGAGGGGUUGUACCAAUACAAAUGCAAAGGGAUCAAGAGGAAGUGGGGAUGGUAUUUUGCUCCCUGCUGAUCAUCUCGAGAGCUGGGUGAGCCUUGCACGAUUGACAGGUCUUGUGUAGCCCAGAUUUAACAUGUAGCCCUUCCAGUCCCCUCCUGUGCAAGGCCUCUGUACUGCCCACACCUGUAUUGUUCCAUUAAUCCUCCCGAAAAGCAGUUAAGACGCGAGGAACUGAUCGAUGGACAGGUCUCUAAUGGAAGGAGCCACAGGUCACGUCCUGCUGCCUUAACUUGCCUGACACCCUACGAAAGACGUGCAUUUUGACCACAUCAUUUUGAAAAUCAGUCUUUAAGAUUGCCAUGAAACCAAUAAGUGCAGGCAGGCAUAGAUCAGACAUCUGCGCUCCCUGUAUCCCCAGUUAGCCAGCAACAGCAGUUGGAAUGGGGUUGGGACCUGGACUGUGGUGGUGUUGGGGAGGGUGCUCACCUCACCUCACCUUGCCUUGCCUGAUCAUAGGAUUUGGGGUGAGCAGGAGACAGUGCUUUCUGAAACAGAGGGGUGUCUCCCUUCCCCCUUCAUAGAUCAGGGUGAUCAUCCAGGGCCGAGGCACCGGCUUUAAAGAACAAACGGGCUUUUCCAAACUGCAGUAGGAAUCUGGCAAAACAGGGAUUCUGAUUGGAUCACAGCGUCUGAUAUUUUUUGCAUCUGAUUUGCUGAUUUGAGCUAGAUCAAUGCCAGCAUCCAUUUGCUCCCCACAGGCUCAUAAGGAUUCUGGUCCCCCUGGGGCUCAGAGUGCCUUGUGUGAAUCGAUUUCUGAAGCCGUUGAAGAGAUCAGAUUCUUUAAAGCAGGCAGGGCUUCAGUCCCAAGCAAUCAGUCCAGCUAAAUAUCUUCCUUUUUCGCCACUUUAUUGCGGUCUGAUGACCUGAAUCUGGCAAAAGCCAGCUCUGAGGUCACGAGGACCUGCUUGGAACUCAUUUUUAGAGUCUCAUGUUUCACUUCGUUCUGAAAAGGGACUGUAAAAGCAAAAUACAGCCCUCGCCCAGCAGGGGGCGAUCUUACCGCCCCGCCCCAGUGAGGUAGAUGUAACAAUGGUCACUCAGUUUGCCAAUACUAAUUUGCUCGUGCAUUUUUAAAGGAAACAACGAUACUUCCGCGCUUUCUUAGCUCUAUUGUUUUAAAUGUGAAACCACUUCGGACCCUGCUUUUAAUGUGUAUCGACUUUUUUUUUUUUAGUUUUCGUUUUUUGGGGGGUCAGAAGAUUUCAAAGCUAGCUUGAGAAACAUAAGAAGGGGAAAUUCUAUACAUUUUAUUGUUUUUAUUUUUGUAUGGGAAAAAAGAGGAAAGCUUAUUUAAAUAUUUUACUUUUCACGUUGUUUCGCUGUUGUAAUUUAUAUGCCUUGUGGUUUCUGUUAUAAAUGUCUUGGUUUUUUAAAAAAG